Daldinia childiae is the source of this 609-nucleotide messenger RNA. RefSeq lists its product as uncharacterized. The record is from RefSeq and is a predicted model, not a curated record. The transcript has a single exon. NCBI's taxonomy places the organism in Eukaryota, Fungi, Ascomycota, Sordariomycetes, Xylariales, Hypoxylaceae. The coding region runs from base 1 to 609 and encodes 202 amino acids.
AUGGCACCAUCGUUACAUCAGCGCGAGGAGAAUGACGCAUUCGAUGCGCAUACAGUAGCUACGCCAGAAAUUAGAGAUUCCAGCAACUCAAUGGCGCCCUGGUUAAUAGCUGUGAUCGUUAUCGGGGUGCUCGUUGUAACAUCGCUGAUCGUAUUUCUGACAUUACGUCUAACAAGAAAACGGCAACGAAUUCCUCAAGAGGAUCAGCCAGACCCGCUUGGUAAAGGCGUUAAAAAGCGGAAGAUGAGGUCGACGGAUAGGCAAGCAGUGGAAGAGAUUGAGCGGGCUACGAUGAUCCGAAAGUCCUUAGCAAGCCGAACCUCGUCGCGGAACUCUCAAGUAUGGGGGUCUACAGAAUAUCAAUUCCAAGAGCUGGACCAGGAAGAUCGAGAACCAGUAGCCCCGAGAGAACCGAGUGAACAGACAGAACAAAGAGAAAAUUGGAAAGAAUUCGAGGCAGGUCAGGUACCGAUUCCUGGUGUUCAAGACACGCAGAUGGGAAUCCACCCGGCUCUUCUACCACAACCUCAAUUAGCCGUUCCGCCAUCAUCUCGAACCCCGUCUCCGAGCCGGGGGCCGCAACCACCUCGAUUAAUUAUCCCAUCAUAA